This is a messenger RNA of Drosophila kikkawai, 1006 nucleotides long. NCBI's taxonomy places the organism in Eukaryota, Metazoa, Arthropoda, Insecta, Diptera, Drosophilidae. The record is from RefSeq and is a predicted model, not a curated record.
CCCGAGCUUAAAUUUCUCAGAUUGCAUUAUUACAAUUAUAAAUAUUAGCCACCAAGUCCACUGCUGUCACACACAUUCCCUGAACAUGGCUUCCAACACGACGAAGAAAAGCAAAUCCUCUGGAAUGCGCAUAUUGUGGCUACCGGGCCGAAAGUCUCAUUCCAAGGAUCAGAUUAGUUCUACGAAGACCCAAAGGAAAGCUGAGGUGUCCGAGCUUAAUGACUUACCCUCAUCCCUGAGCCUGACCACUUGCUCACUGACCGAACGUGAUUCGUCCAUUGAUGGUUCAUUGACCAAACUUUCGGAGACCGCCACUCUGCAGGUCACCUCCGUCACCACAUACUCUCCAAACCUGAGACCGACGGCCUCUCUACCGGAGAUUGCACCCACUAGAGCCAUGACUUUGCCUACUGUCAUCACCACCGCCGAGAUACAGGACAUUCCCAACUUUAUAAGUCCCGAUGAUUUGCCCAAAGUUCCAGCAGCUGCUAUAGAAACGGAUGUGGUGCUAAAUAGCUCGGCGGAAACUUCGAUGGCACAAGAAGCGCAGGACUCGGCUCAUUCUCAGGAAUCGGCGCCACAGAAGAAUAAAAAUAGGAACCAUAAUAACAAUCAGGAUAUCAACUCCAUAGAAAGCAUUUCCACCGAUUUUGAUUGGAUCGACGAGAUGGUGCAUCAGCGAAACUGCAACGAGAUGAUGCACAAGAACAAGCGAAAUAAGGCGUCGACAAAGGGCCUUGAGAGCAGUCUCCAGCCUGAGGCCGAUGAAAUAAUUGAUCAACAGAUGUACAGCUACAAUAACAAUGACUUGGCCAAACACAAUUCGUCGAAGGGCAGUGACGGCGAUGACGAUUUGGUUGUCAAAUGUCUGUAUUACACGCUCAUGUGCUGUGAUUGUAGGAUUUCGUAGAGGAUACGAGUACUGCAAGAUCCAUGUAACUGGCUAUUUAUAAGGAAAUUAGAACUUAUGAUACUUGGGCAUAUAAAAAUAAACUCUGCAACACAA